Molecule: messenger RNA, 1142 nt
Organism: Temnothorax curvispinosus
Lineage: Eukaryota; Metazoa; Arthropoda; Insecta; Hymenoptera; Formicidae
Exons: 5
Coding region: 54-1052 (332 amino acids)
Source: RefSeq, a predicted model, not a curated record
GUGUAUCGUCGAAAAACGAGCCCAUUUUGGAGCGAGGAUUAUUAGGUGUAAUUAUGCGCAAUGAAACUAUCGCGAUUCCAAAAAUCGAAAUUAACAAUUUUCGACAUCAAGCUGCUGAUUUUACAAUGCCUUUAUGGAUGAAUAGCCAUCGAUUAUAUAUUCAAAAUGAAAUAGUACACGACAGCACAUGGAUGGCAAGAGUGUUCUCCUGGAAAAUAUGGUGCUGUAUAUUGGUUAUGUGUCUGUUAUUAAGCGUAUGCAGUUUUUGGUCACAAAUUAUUCUCGCACGGAUCGGAAAUAAUUGCAGACGCUCGACCAUUAGCGAUCAUAUCUUUUACACCUUUGGAAUGAUCUGCAAUCAAAGCAAUAUUCCCGAUGUUCUUGUCGGAAGAUCAAGAAUAUUAGAAGCAUCGCUGGGCCUCUUUUGUUCUAUAUUGUCGAUGGCAUUUGGAGCUUUGUUAUACAUUUAUAUAGCAAAGAGAAUUAACGUUAUACCGCCAUUCAAUAAUCUAGAGUCUCUGCUGACCGAUACUUCAUAUGACGUUGUCACUUUGAAAGGUACUACUGGAAAUAUCGCGUUACAGGUAAGCACUAAGGAACCUUACAUACUGGUAAGAACUGCAGAACGCGUCGUUGUUGCACCAACAGACGAAGAAAUGUUUAAAUUGGCAUGUAUACAAGGUAAAAGGAAGUAUACCGUAUUCCUAGGUGAAAACGAAUAUAAAGCAAAAGGUAAAUUUGGAUGUGAAGUGAUCCCAGUUGGACAAUCUUACUUGAAAAUGUGGGUAGCUUCCGGCAUUGCGAAGAAUUUUAAGUACAAAAGGACCAUCGACCUUGGGAUACUCAGAUUAAAAGAAGUUGGAUUGUGGAGUGUGUUAAUAGAUCGUUGGUGGACGGAAGAAAGUGAACAUCGUUAUAAUGCUAAAGUAAAAACGAUUAAAAUAGAGCAAGUUUCUUUAAUAAUUUUAAUAAUGUGCUGUGGAAUGAUAACAUCUUUUAUUAUUUUGUUAAUUGAAAAAAUUGUAUAUGCUUAUCAACGCAGGCUAUCGUAACUUUACAUUAAUGUUAUCACGAAUAUUUUACUUGAUUUUACUUUAUUUGCUCAAAAGAUUUAUCUACCAGCAGUUACUUAACUCACUGAA